Eufriesea mexicana is the source of this 2576-nucleotide messenger RNA. RefSeq names its product solute carrier family 26 member 6. Gene Ontology annotation, cellular component: membrane. The transcript is spliced from 14 exons. The coding region runs from base 531 to 2549 and encodes 672 amino acids. The record is from RefSeq and is a predicted model, not a curated record. Gene Ontology annotation, biological process: transmembrane transport. NCBI's taxonomy places the organism in Eukaryota, Metazoa, Arthropoda, Insecta, Hymenoptera, Apidae.
GGAUUUAUAUGAUACAACGUUUUCUCUACACCAGAGCGUAACAAAGGCAAACAGAAACGCUGUAGACGUCCGAUACGUCCCUGGAUCAAAAGUGAAAUCUCGCUGGUACUUCGUUCCUUCGAGAUCACGAUCUUAGUUUGGUUUCGUUCCUGCCGACAAGCUAACGUUCGUCGAUCUAUCGAACGCUGUUCAAUCCUUCCAACUCGCGUUUUAACACUUAAUUCCGAUAUCUCUUUCUCUCUACUCGACGACUGUUCCUGUACUACAAAAACAAAAACAUCAGUGACACAGGAAUUAUCGAUUAUCUCACGAGUAUUCUUCUAAUUAAUUUCUUCGAGGAAUCAUUGUAUACCCGCCUCAGAGAUUUAUCUCGGGCUGUAGCUACCACAAGUGAUCACGACUAAAGAAGGAUAGAAGCUCUCUGUUUUCAUAACGGUUUUAAUCAUCUUUACACCUGAUAACCGAAAAAAACCGUGGAUUAAGAGGCGGAGUACGAAGCUCGCUAAAUCGUCGACUACUUGAGCGACGAUAUGUCGACGAUCAACCCGGAAUUAACGGUGCGACGACCGAUCUAUCAACAGGAUGAGCUUAAUCACUUGUACAAGUAUGCAAAGCCAAAUGCAACAUUUGCGAAGAAUUUUUCAACAAGAUGCAAGAAAAUCAAACCAAUGACGGUUGUAAAGAAUUCCAUACCACUUAUUGGCUGGAUGUCGGCGUACGAUUGGAGAAACGAUAUACUAGGCGAUAUCAUUGCUGGAAUCACUGUCGCUGUAAUGCAUAUCCCUCAAGGAAUGGCAUACGCAAUACUGGGCAACGUGCCUCCGAUCGUCGGCAUCUACAUGGCGUUUUUCCCUGUUCUCGUUUAUUUCUUCCUCGGCACGUCCAAACAUAAUUCAAUGGGUACCUUCGCUCUGAUCUGCAUGAUGACUGGAAAAGUGGUCGCGACUUACAGCUCCCAAGGACAAUACAAGAAUGGCACUAUGGAGGCUGAGAUGUUGUCCUCUACUGGCAAUACAUAUUCCCCCGUGGAAGUCGCCACCGCUGUCACUUUCACCGUAGCCUUGAUUGAGUUGGUAAUGUAUCUACUGCGAUUAGGAGUAAUAGCUACUCUCCUGGCUGACAGUCUUGUAAGUGGCUUCAUCACCUCUGCAGCGAUUCAUGUAUUCACGUCACAGGUGAAAGAUCUGCUAGGACUGAAAAACCUGCCUAAGCGCAAAGGUGCCUUCAGAUUGAUCCUCAGUUACGUGGAUUUCCUCAAUAACAUUAAAUCCAUCAAUGGGAUUGCUCUCUUACUAUCUACCGCCACCAUUUUGAUUCUCGUCAUCAACAAUGUUUUAAAGCCAAGGAUUUCGAAGCUGAGUCCUUUCCCGAUCCCCAUAGAAAUGCUGGUGGUUAUAAUCGGCACGGUCUUUUCGGUGUACCUAAAUCUUGCGGACGUUUAUGGGAUUACCAUAGUCGGUGACAUACCAGUCGGUUUACCAGUUCCGACCUUGCCACCGUUAUCUUUGAUGCCAAAUAUUCUACUGGACAGCUUUGUGAUUACCAUGGUGUCCUACACCAUAUCUAUGUCUAUGGCGUUGAUCUUCGCGCAGAAGUUAAACUACGAGGUGGACUCCAAUCAGGAACUAAUGGCACAGGGCGUUGGAAAUCUAGUUGGAUCCUUCUUCUCUUGCAUGCCAUUCACAGCUUCACUCUCUAGAUCUUUGAUCCAGCAGACUGUCGGCGGACGGACUCAAUUAGCCAGUCUGAUAUCUUGUGGAAUUCUAAUUAGUGUACUUCUAUGGAUCGGUCCAUUCUUCGAGCCUUUGCCACGGUGCAUUUUAGCCAGCAUCAUAGUGGUGGCUCUAAAAGGGAUGAUAAUGAAGGUGACUGAGUUUAAGAGGUUCUGGAAACUGGAUAAAAUGGAUGGAACUAUCUGGGCGGUAACGUUCACAACAGUGAUCAUAUUGGAUGUGGAAUAUGGCCUUCUGAUCGGGAUUAUGCUCUGCAUUGGAAAAUUAAUCCUCUUUUCUGUUCAACCUUACACCUGCUCGCUCGCUCUAGUACCUGGUACCGAGCUUUAUCUGGAUAGCGCGAGAUAUAAAGGCACUGUCGAGGUGCCUGGCAUAAGAAUAUUUCACUACUCGGGCAGCUUGAACUUUGCUUCCCGGCAGCACUUUCGUGAUGAAAUAUAUAGAAUCGCUGGACAAGCACCACAGAAGGAAUCGAAUGGAAGCUUCAGACACGACGAAUUGAAAGAGGUUAAAAAACUGAGGACCCUCAUACUGGACCUCAGUUCGCUGAGUCAUAUAGAUCUGGCAGGAGCAACGACCCUGGGAAACCUGAUCAAUGAGUACUGCGAAAUUGAUAUUCCAGUAUAUGUUGCUGGCUGUUCCGGACCUGUGUAUGAGAUGAUGAGAAAAUGCAACCUGUUGGAAUAUAAAAGCGGUCUAUUCGCCGCAUUUCCCACCGUAGCUGAUGCGGUACAUUUUGCAAAGUGCAAUUCAGAACUGACCAUACCUGCCUGGAGUUCGUCAAUAUUCGAGGAUACGUCUGUUGCCAGGCUUUGAUUGAAGAUACUUAUAGUGACUGCAUGU